Messenger RNA from Portunus trituberculatus (swimming crab), 1806 nucleotides. Its product is annotated as mucin-2-like. The annotation marks the transcript as partial. Gene Ontology annotation, molecular function: chitin binding. The transcript is spliced from 2 exons. The record is from RefSeq and is a predicted model, not a curated record. NCBI's taxonomy places the organism in Eukaryota, Metazoa, Arthropoda, Malacostraca, Decapoda, Portunidae.
GUGUUCCACGUGUGUCACGCUGACGGCCGGAUGAACAGCUUCCUGUGUCCCAACACCACUAUCUUCAACCAGCAGAGGCUUGUGUGUGAUUGGUGGUACAACGUUAACUGCGGAAUCUCCUCGCAGCACUUCAGCGUCAACGAAGAGAUAGGGAAAGUGACUCCCUCGCCUGGCAGAUCCAGAGCCUCCAACGAUUUCAGCAGAGUUACUACAGCGGCAAGACCCGCCACACCCUCCCCGGUGCUCCGAGGCACAUCAGGAUUCACGGCAAUACCACAGAAUAACAUCAGAGGCAGAACUGAACAAUCUCGAGGGUCACAAGGGUCCGUAAGUCGUCCUCCUUCCACUUCCCCUACUCGUCCUCCUCUUCCUCCUCCUACUCCCGCCGCUCGACCUUCUCCUAAUCCUACUUCACGUGCUCCUACCCGUGCUCCAACCAUUCCUACGCGUGCUCCUACGCGCCCUCCAACUCGUCCUCCAACUCGUCCUCCUACUCUUUCUCCUACUCGUCCUCCUACUCGUCCUCCUACUCGUCCUCCUACUCAUUCUCCGAGUUCUGUCCGUUCUCCCACAUUAUCUCCUUCAAGUGCUCCAUCCCAAUCUUCUCCGGGUCAGCUACCAACGACUUUCAGGCCCAACUCAUUUCCAAGGACGCAGUCCAGAGUGGUGGUAAAUCGCCGCCCCGUGCUGCCAACCCUUGCACCAGCUCGCUCCUUCAACAGGCCUCCAGCAGACGGCGUAAAUCUCCUCCUGAGUGGCAUCCAGAGCUCUCAAACACCUGCUAAUGUUGCUGACUCGCGACCGACUGGCCAGGGUGUUCCACUGCCCACUCUCACAGGAAACAGAAUCUCCUCAAGCACGUCAAGCCGAGGCAGAGGAACGCAGGCGUCAUCCAGCACGGGUGGAAGCCAGACUAUUUCCGGUAGACAGCAACAGUUUCCACCUUCAACACCUACACAAAAGGCUCCUGGAGUUAACAUUGGGCAGCCUGCUGGUACUGGAACCCCGACCACUUUUGGUGCUCGUAUCCCUCAAUCUCCAACAACGUUCCAGUCCGGCGGCGUCCCUCUGCCUACGCUCAGUGGAAGGGGUAGUUCAGGUACAUCAGUCAGUCAAUCAUUUGGAACACAGCCACAGAGACCACAGUUACAAAGACCCCAAGUAGGACAGCCUAUAAGGAUCCCUGGUGCUGUCACUCCUACGACUCGCCAAGGAGUUAGGGGUGGAGGACAGCCAAGAGAUGGAAGUGUUGGUGUUCCUCUCCCUGCCCUUUCUUCUUCUGGUGGUUUUACUGGAGGACGAGGUGGACAAGGACGGGGAUCUGGAAACCGUGGCGUUCCUCUUCCAAGUAUUGCUCCUGCCCAGGCCGGAGGAGGUGGUGGUGUUCCACUUCCUGGUUUGUCCUUGUCUCAGGGUGGUCAGAGAGGCUCCUUUGGAGUCCCUCUACCGAGCCUACCCCACAAGGCGGAUAGGGAUGACCUGGAUGACCGGUUUGACGAUGAUCGUUUCGACCUGGAUGAUCGCUUCGAUGAUGAUCGAUUUGACGACGACCGUUUCGAUCUUGAUGAUCGCUUUGAUGAUGAUCCUUUCGAUCUUGACGAUCGAUUUGAUGAUGAUCGAUUUGAUUUGGAUGAUCGUUUCGACGACGACAGUUUCGACCUUGAUGAUAGAUUCGAUGACGACCGUUUCGAUCCUGAUGAUAGAUUCGAUGACGAUCGAUUUGAUCUUGACGAUCGAUUCGAUGAUGAUCGAUUUGAUGAUGACCACCUUAGGACUGUCAGACUUCCCCGGGCGCAAAUAUCCCAC